AUGCCAUUCCCUCCAGGUUUUCGGCUUUUUCGCAACACAAUGUCUGGCGAGAAGAUCCUCGAAGGCGUAUUCGCCGUCCACAAGCCGCAAGGCGUAACCUCCGCCGACGUGAUCCGCACUUUGCAGAAACACUUCAACCCCUCCAAGACAUUCAGACCAUGGCUAGAAGAGGAACGCGCGCGCCGCGACCGUGAGAGCCAAUUCCAGCGCAAACGCCGUCGCCACCAGCGCCUCGACGUCAAGAUCGGUCACGGCGGAACCCUGGACCCGCUCGCGACAGGCGUGCUCAUCACCGGAAUUGGCAAGGGCACAAAGUCCCUCCAGGAUUUCCUGGCAUGCACCAAGAGCUACGAAACCAUUGUGACCUUCGGCGCGGAGACGGAUACCUACGACCGCCUGGGAAAAAUCGUGCGCCGCGCGCCCUACGAACACAUCACGCGCGAAGCAGUCGAGAAGGCGCUGGAACAGUUCCGCGGAAAGAUCAUGCAGAAGCCGCCUAUUUUCUCUGCUUUGCGGGUGAAUGGAAAGAAGCUGUACGAGUAUGCGCGCGAGGGCAAGAUGCCGCCGAUUGAGAUUAAGCACCGCCCCGUUGAGGUCUUAAAUAUGGAGAUUGUUGAGUGGUAUGAGCCCGGCACGCACGAGUACAAAUGGCCCGAGGAGGAGAUGACUGGUGAUGAGAAGGCUGUCGCUGAGAAGCUUCUUGAUCAGGAAGCGUCUGCGCCAUCAGCCGAGGGUGAGGCUACGAGCGAUGUCCCCGAGGCUUCUUCUACCAAGCGGAAGUCGCCACCCCCUGCGGAUGAGGGAAAUGAUGAUAGUGCGGAGGCUACUAAGAAGCAGAAGGUGUCUGAGACCGAGGCAGCGCCUGCGGUACCUGAGCCUACUGCCCCCGAACCUGCAACCGCAGAGGUCCCUGUUGUGCCUGCAGAGGAGCCCCAGCCCCAGCCCCCGGCUGUUAAGAUCAAGAUGACUGUCACGUCAGGCUUCUAUGUCCGCUCGCUGGCACAUGAUCUAGGCAAAGCUGUUGGUAGCUGUGCUCUGAUGAGCGAGCUAGUGCGCAGUCGUCAAGGUGACUAUGAACUCUCCCCCGACAGGGUUCUGGAGUACAAGGACCUUGAGGCCGGUGAAGAGGUCUGGGGACCGAAGGUAGAGAAGUUCUUGUCAGAGUGGGAGGAGAAGAGAGCCGCUAAGGCUGAAGCCGAAGCAGCUCAAUAG
This is a messenger RNA of Penicillium vulpinum, 1212 nucleotides long. Its product is annotated as pseudouridine synthase PUS4. The transcript is spliced from 2 exons. Gene Ontology annotation, biological process: tRNA modification; mRNA pseudouridine synthesis. Gene Ontology annotation, molecular function: RNA binding; pseudouridine synthase activity. Bases 1 to 1212 code for a protein of 403 amino acids. Gene Ontology annotation, cellular component: mitochondrion. NCBI's taxonomy places the organism in Eukaryota, Fungi, Ascomycota, Eurotiomycetes, Eurotiales, Aspergillaceae. The record is from RefSeq and is a predicted model, not a curated record.